Aphanomyces invadans is the source of this 219-nucleotide messenger RNA. RefSeq lists its product as hypothetical. Gene Ontology annotation, cellular component: membrane. The annotation marks the transcript as partial. The transcript has a single exon. Gene Ontology annotation, molecular function: metal ion transmembrane transporter activity. Gene Ontology annotation, biological process: metal ion transport; transmembrane transport. The record is from RefSeq and is a predicted model, not a curated record. Lineage: Eukaryota; Oomycota; Saprolegniomycetes; Saprolegniales; Verrucalvaceae.
UCGUACAGCGAAACGUCGACGGCGUCGCUGUGGGUCCGCGGCGUGCUGGACUCGGUGGCGGGCGGCAUCUUGGUCUACACGGGGAUCGUCGAGCUGCUCACGUACCAGUACACGAUCAACAGCGAGUUUCACAGCAAGUCGGGGGGUACGCGAUCGCUCAACUACAUGUGCUUGUGGCUCGGUGCGGCCGCCAUGGCCAUUGUCGGCAAAUGGGCGUAA